Molecule: messenger RNA, 4061 nt
Organism: Gadus morhua (Atlantic cod)
Lineage: Eukaryota; Metazoa; Chordata; Actinopteri; Gadiformes; Gadidae
Gene: prkacba
Product: protein kinase, cAMP-dependent, catalytic, beta a
Exons: 11
Coding region: 323-1387 (354 amino acids)
Biological process (GO): protein phosphorylation
Cellular component (GO): cytosol; nucleus; cAMP-dependent protein kinase complex
Molecular function (GO): ATP binding; cAMP-dependent protein kinase activity
Source: RefSeq, a predicted model, not a curated record
UGUUUUUUUUUUUUCGGCCACUGGUGUGUCAAUGGUAACAAGAACGACAGAUAGGCUGAGGUGAAAGCCUAUAAUGUUUUCAUUCCAGCUGAAGUAUAUUUGAACGAUAGAGUUCGUUGAAAAGACACCGACGAGGCGGAUUCACGGGACGUCGUGAAGGGUUCUUGUACGGACGACAAGAAGACGUUGAUGUUGUUGUUAGCCAUCCAGCUAACGCAAGCUGAUUUUUUAAGAUAGCUAGCGUAUGCUAACGGAGGUCCCUGCUAGCUAAUCGCCCCCAUCAUCGCUUCUAGCCAGCUGUGUAUCGCCCUGUCUUACUACGAUGGGAAACGCAGCGACUGCCAAGAAAGGCAACGAGCAAGAAAGCGAGACUUUUGUGAAAGAGUUCUUAGCCAAAGCCAAAGAAGAUUUUCUAAGGAAAUGGGAGUGUCCACCACAGAGCACAACUUGCCUGGAUGACUUCGAUAGGCUCAAGACCCUAGGCACGGGUUCAUUUGGCCGAGUCAUGCUCGUCAAACAUAAAGGGACGGACCAAUUCUUCGCCAUGAAGAUCCUGGACAAACAGAAAGUGGUCAAGCUGAAACAGAUAGAACACACGUUAAAUGAGAAGAGAAUACUGCAGGCUGUCUCCUUUCCAUUCCUUGUCCGACUGGAUUACUCCUUCAAGGACAACUCUAACCUCUACAUGGUGAUGGAGUAUGUUCCUGGAGGAGAAAUGUUCUCACACCUCAGGCGCAUCGGGCGGUUCAGCGAAAACCAUGCGCGCUUUUAUGCAGCACAGAUCGUGCUCACCUUCGAGUACCUCCACUCACUAGACCUCAUCUACAGAGACCUGAAACCUGAGAACCUGCUCAUAGAUCAGCAUGGCUACAUCCAGGUGACAGACUUUGGCUUCGCCAAGAGAGUAAAAGGCAGAACCUGGACAUUAUGCGGUACCCCUGAGUAUCUGGCCCCGGAGAUCAUCCUUAGCAAGGGCUACAACAAGGCUGUGGAUUGGUGGGCACUUGGAGUCCUGAUCUAUGAGAUGGCUGCCGGUUACCCUCCUUUCUUUGCUGACCAGCCCAUCCAGAUAUAUGAGAAAAUAGUCUCGGGCAAGGUACGAUUCCCCUCUCACUUUAGCUCCGACCUAAAGGACCUGCUGAGGAACCUGCUGCAGGUGGAUCUGACCAAACGAUUUGGCAACCUGAAGAACGGGGUGAACGACAUCAAGAACCACAAGUGGUUCUCAACAACAGACUGGAUUGCUAUCUAUGAAAGAAAGGUGGAGGCUCCCUUCAUGCCAAAGUGCAGAGGACCGGGCGACACAAGCAAUUUCGACGACUACGAAGAGGAGGAUGUCCGCGUCUCAGAAACGGAAAAGUGUGCAAAAGAGUUUGCAGAGUUCUAGUGAGUGGGCAAAAGGGUCCCAUUAGGGCUCACAUGCAAUGGGAUAUUUUGUGCACUCAUUUGAGGGUGAAGGUGGAGCUGAGACCAUCAUGUGUUCAAAACAAUUGCCUAGUCCCUUCAUUCCACAAAAGGCUGAGUGAGGUCCUUCUUGCCAUGAUCCUUCUUGCGUGCAUCUAGCACUAAUCUAUACACAGGCACAUUAUGCAGACACCCCCUUGUGCUGCAACACACAAAUACUAGACCACGUUCUCUUGUAUGUUUUCCUGGUUGUUAGUUUUUUUUUAUGUUUGCAGCUUGGUAGAAAUCCCUUUUCUUCCUCCUCAACCCAUUUUCAAAUCAACCAAUUAUUUGCAAAGCAAGACCAAAACCAAUUAUUAUAUGCCCAUUUUUAAAGUGGCACAAAGAGUGAUUGAUUGUAUUAGCUAGUAUUGCACACUUUGUUUUGGGAAAAACAGAAAGGGUUUCAGAUCCUCGUUCCUGCAAGUGAGUCUUACCAGUUAUUGUCUGUUACAUGCCUGAUUGUGUUUUAGGGUUCGAUUUCAAAGUGGAUUGGCCCAGUCUAUAAUCCUAAGCAUUUUAACCUUAAGAAGUAGAUCCUCGUCGGUGUGCAUAUAGAAUAUACGUAUAUCAGACAUAAGAUUUAGGUCCCCCCCCCCCCCCCCCACCUGUGAUUACUUUUUCCUUGUUUUUCUUUUUGGUUUUAAGCAUGACCAAAAUCUAAACAAACGGUCAGUGAAGGAAAUCAUUCAGUAACACUGAAUUAGGUCUUCAACUCUGUUUUAAUCCAUGGGCAUUUAGUGGCAACCUUUCAAAUCAAACAGUAGAUAAUGUGUCAUGCUGUUUCUGUUCCGAAGCAUUUCGUAGCAUCGUAUUCCCUAUCCUGUCCCAGGGCAUUUUUAUUUACCUCAGAUAAGGUAUGGUGAAUCUAAUGAAUAAACCAGAUGAAGAUAUAUUUUUCAGGUACUUGUUUUAUCCACUCGAAAGAUAACUUAUGGAAGUGAAUUACGUGGCUGCAUUUUCAAAAUAAAAAGUUUAUUUUUUUCUUUGUUCAAGAGUGAAGGUAUUUUUGUUCGACAGUUCAGGCUGAGGGUACGUAGCAGAGGUUGUGAGGCAUUAGUUGGUUUCCUGAGCAGACCAUCCACUCAAAGUCAUGUCACUUAUUUACUAGAUGCUUCUUUAGCAUUUUAGUCUGUGAGGCAUUCUCUAACUGCCAUCUUCUUUUUUGGUUUAUUGUUCGGGUUUCAUUUUAUGACUUCUGUGUGGCUGUAAACAUUUUUUCUAGUUUCUUUGUUGAACAUGAAUGAUGUUAACGGUAACCUAACAAAGUAUUCAGCUCGUAUUCAACUUUUUCUUUUUUUCAACUUAAAUGUAUAAACUGUCAUAUUUUCCAUAGAUUGGUCUAGGUUGCCAACAGAGCAUAUUGUUAACCAGUAGGUGCCACCUACUGUUUGGAAACCAUUUCACAAAUAAUUUGAAACUGUUCAAGGAUAUAUAAUUGAUUCUACAAUUGACUCUCGCCCUUGAGAGGUAUAGCCAUAAUAGCUGGCUCCGGUUUUGAACCAAACUGAAGUUCACCAGUGAAGUCAUCAGAUUGUUGACUUCCUCUUCAAAGGCAUGUUAGCAGAGAUGUUCAACUGGGAUCAGUGACCCUGGAGUCAGUAGGACACAUCCAUACACAUUUGUGCUGACUCCUUGCCCAGCUGUUUAUGACGAUGUAAAUUUCAGGACAGCAAAAUGUGAACAAAUAAUGGCCUUUUUGGAACUGAAUACUUUUUUAGGUAUUGCAAACAGUACAUACUGAUUUUAUUGUUUUGUUUUUUUGUUUUUACUUUUUGGGGGCGGGGUUGUAUAAGAUAUUGAGCACAUGUUACAUUUGGUUUGGUUUGCCCUCAUUUCAUUUCAAAAGGCACAGUGGUGUGAUAUUUUUAUUUAAACUUGGAGAUGUUCAUAGAAUUUUUCAAUUUGAAUAUUUAAACGUGCAUAGUAAAUAGUAUGUAUGAAGAUCCCAAAUGUUUUAUUUACGCAAGUGUUAUAAACUAGGAAUAUAUGGGAUUAUUUAUUUUCUCACAUUUAUUUCCAUUUGCCCUUUAGAAAAAUAAAUAGGCCUACGUGACUUUCGAUUCUCUGAUGGCUACUAUAGAUCAUGGUCCUUCUUUUUGAUUUUUGAAAUGAUUUUAUUGACAUAUAUGUUCAGUAAGGUGGGAGAUAAGAAUGCUAGAGCCUAUAAUUGAGUUUAAGAUUAUUUAUAUUCUGGUAUAUGCUUAAAAUCCCCCCUCCCUUCCCGAGAAUGUACCAUGUUUAAAUGAAAAGAGUUGUGUUGAUCUAUCCUGAAGAUGUGCAGUAAAUUGACCACCGUUCUGGUGUGUGCUAUUCCGCCCAAUAUGUGUGUAAUGUUUGUCAGUUGAUGUAGACAAGGGCACCGUUUCCCUGUCCUCCAAAAGAUGACCAGUUUAACUCAUACUUUCUUUAGUUACACAUGCCAGUAUGGGUCAUAAUAAAUAUAUGUAUUUAGUUUGUUUGGUAUUUUGCACAAUGUCAUUUAGAAGGCUGACACUUUUCCCCACCCACAUUUACUUGUAUUUGCAAGGGAAGUAUACCAUACUUUGCUGUAGCAGAUUUUAUGUAACAAAGGAUAUAUGUCACUGUAAUAAAUUCAAUUCUUUUAAAAAAAAAUA